AUGUCCCCAGCAAAGGAACAGACUCCCAACAAGGGGAGCGACUGCGAACCCGCAGAUCUCGCUCAGGCAUACCGCGACCUAGCAAAGGGCGAACAGGCCGCCACGGCUCUGGAGGCGAAUCUGACUCAUCUCGAGUCUAAGCUCGAUGCCAUGCUUGCGGCGUUGGAAAAAAAGGCCAGCGGUGCAGAGGGCAAGGUACAAGGGGACGGGGAGAGUGGCAAGUAG
Metarhizium acridum CQMa 102 is the source of this 225-nucleotide messenger RNA. Lineage: Eukaryota; Fungi; Ascomycota; Sordariomycetes; Hypocreales; Clavicipitaceae. The record is from RefSeq and is a predicted model, not a curated record.